Molecule: messenger RNA, 1482 nt
Organism: Salvelinus namaycush (lake trout)
Lineage: Eukaryota; Metazoa; Chordata; Actinopteri; Salmoniformes; Salmonidae
Gene: htr3a
Product: 5-hydroxytryptamine (serotonin) receptor 3A
Exons: 9
Coding region: 1-1482 (493 amino acids)
Biological process (GO): chemical synaptic transmission; monoatomic ion transmembrane transport; nervous system process
Cellular component (GO): synapse; postsynaptic membrane; neuron projection
Molecular function (GO): extracellular ligand-gated monoatomic ion channel activity; neurotransmitter receptor activity; transmembrane signaling receptor activity
Source: RefSeq, a predicted model, not a curated record
AUGAGAGUUUCAGCACUCUGGACAGCGCUGGUCUUGCUUCUGAUUCAAGGCACCGCGAGAGCCUGCACAGUCAAGAAACUGAGCAAUAAUACCGGACGCUUUGCCAAUGCCACCUUGGUACGUCUCUCCGAAUACUUGAGUGCUGGGUACAAGAAGGGUGUGCGACCCGUGCGUAACUGGCGAAAUUGCACAAUGGUGGCCAUCGACCUUAUGGUGUACUCUAUCCUCAGUGUGGAUGAGAAGAACCAGGUUCUGACAACAUAUAUAUGGUACAGGCAGGAAUGGACAGACGAAUUCUUGGUAUGGAACCCAGAGGACUUUGAUGAUGUGAAUCAAAUGUCCAUACCGACUGCGAAUGUGUGGGUGCCUGACAUACUAAUCAACGAGUUUGUGGAUGUGGGGAAGUCUCCGGACAUUCCCUAUGUGUACGUGACCCAUUAUGGACUAGUGCGCAACUACAAGCCUAUCCAGGUGGUGACCGCCUGCACUCUCAACAUCUACAACUUCCCCUUCGACGUCCAGAACUGCAGCCUGACCUUUCAGAGCUGGCUCCAUACCCUUAAUGACAUUGAUCUCAAACUGAUGAGGAGCGCAGAGGAACUCAAGGUGGACAAGAGUGUCUUCAUGAACCAGGGGGAGUGGGAGCUGCUACAUGUCCUGUCUAAAUACAAGCGCUUCAGUCUGGACAACAUUGACUCCUAUGCAGAGAUGAAGUUCAAUGUGGUGAUCCGACGCAGACCUCUGUUCUACACUGUGAACCUGCUGCUGCCCAGCAUCUUCCUGAUGGUGAUGGACCUGGUGGGCUUCUAUCUCCCUCCGGACAGUGGAGAGAGGGUGUCCUUCAAGAUCACACUGCUUCUGGGCUACUCCGUCUUCCUCAUCAUUGUCUCUGACACGCUGCCCGCCACCGCCAUCGGGACGCCGCUCAUAGGUGUAUACUUUGUAGUGUGCAUGGCCCUGUUGGUGAUCAGCCUGACAGAGACGGUGUUGAUAGUGCGACUGGUGCAUAAGCAGGACCUGCAGCCCCACGUACCCCAGUGGCUCAAACACUUGGUACUGGAGCGGGCCACAGUCCUCCUCUGCAUCCGCAACAAACACAGCCUGUGCUCCAUGCUGUCCAGGGACUCCGACCAUCUGGGCCACUACAAAGAGAACAACAUCAGCCCAGCUCGAUGCAACCACCACCACCACCUUCACCACACCUGUGAGAGCGGCCGUGGUGGCGGGGACAUCAUGGAGCGGGGUCUGGGGGGCCUGUCUGUGGUGCGUGACAACACGCCGCCCGUCAUGGACAACAUCCUGCAGGAAAUCUCAUCUAUCCGCGGCUUCCUGGAGAAGAGGGACGAGUCCCGGGACAUCGCCAAGGAGUGGCUGCAGGUGGGCUACGUGCUGGACGUGCUGCUCUUCAGGGUCUACCUGGUGGCCAUGCUGGCCUACAGCAUCACCCUGGGGACCCUCUGGUCCGUGUGGCAGUAUGCCUGA